Messenger RNA from Aricia agestis (brown argus), 2082 nucleotides. RefSeq names its product glutaminase kidney isoform, mitochondrial (gene GLS). Lineage: Eukaryota; Metazoa; Arthropoda; Insecta; Lepidoptera; Lycaenidae. The record is from RefSeq and is a predicted model, not a curated record. Bases 91 to 1995 code for a protein of 634 amino acids. Gene Ontology annotation, molecular function: protein binding; glutaminase activity. Gene Ontology annotation, biological process: L-glutamine catabolic process. The transcript is spliced from 11 exons.
ACCGGCGAAGGCAGGGGCGUUAGUACACGCCUGCGCGUUACGGACGACCUGUAUAUCUCGGUCAGGCAUUUUCGGUAGAAAUUCGCCGACAUGAGUGGCCGUCAGCUGCGGAAACUCGCCGCCAUCGGCCUAAAGUCGCCGACAAGCAGACAAUAUAGUCAAGUGAGACCCGUCUAUGUUAUAGAACGCCCUAAAUGGCGCAAUUCGGCCCCACAGUUCUAUGCAGUUCAAUCUAUUGAUACGAGAAGCUACUCAUUCGUCCACAAUCUUGACCCAGCAGUCCGGGAGGGGUCCCACAAGUUUGCCGACGAUGUCCUUUUUGACAUGUUUAAGAAUGAGGAGACGGGUUUACUUCCUGUUGGAAAAUUUUUGGCGGCACUGAGGACAACAGGCAUAAGGAAGAAUGACCCGCGAAUCAAGGAGGUCAUGCACAACUUGUACAAAGCACAUAAAGAAUCAAACUUCGAAGGAGGCUCCCCGGAAACUCUCAAACUCGACAAGAAGACGUUCAAAGAAGUGAUAUCACCCAACAUCGUGCUGAUCACGAGAGCGUUUCGCAGCCAGUUCGUGAUCCCCGACUUCCAGGACUUUAUCAAGGAUAUAGAGGAGAUGUACUGGGCGGCGAAGAGCAAUACUGACGGGAAGGUCGCGAGUUAUAUCCCCCAGCUGUCCCGAGCGAGUCCUGAUAACUGGGGCAUCAGUAUUUGCACUAUUGAUGGCCAGCGGUUCUCUAUUGGUGACGUGAACGUACCCUUCACUCUACAGUCGUGCAGCAAGCCCCUGACGUACGCCAUGGCGCUGGAGACGCUCGGCCCGGAUACCGUACACAGUUACGUCGGCACGGAACCCAGUGGACGGAACUUUAACGAGCUAGUGCUGGAUUAUAACAUGAAACCACAUAACCCUAUGAUCAACGCCGGCGCAAUCCUCGUUUGUUCUCUCCUGAAGACCUUGGACAAGCCAGAAAUGACCCUGGCAGAGAAAUUUGACUACGUCAUGUCCUUCUUCAGUCGUCUAGCAGGCAACGAGGUUCUGGGCUUCAACAACGCUGUCUUCCUCUCCGAAAGGGAGGCGGCUGAUAGAAACUACGCAUUGGGCUUCUACAUGCGAGAACAUAAAUGCUACCCGGAGAAAACUAACUUGAGAGAAUGUAUGGAUUUCUAUUUCCAGUGCUGUUCCAUGGAGGCGAACUGCGACAUAAUGUCAAUAAUGGCGGCGACGCUGGCGAACGGGGGCAUCUGCCCCAUCACUGACGAGAAGGUGCUCCGGCCUGACUCGGUCCGCAACGUGCUGUCGCUCAUGCACAGUUGCGGCAUGUACGACUACUCCGGACAGUUCGCCUUCAAGGUGGGUCUGCCAGCAAAGUCAGGGGUGUCAGGUGGCAUGCUGAUCGUCGUGCCAAAUGUUAUGGGCAUCUGCACGUGGUCACCGCCCCUGGAUCCACUCGGCAACAGUUGUAGAGGACUGCAGUUUUGUGAUGACCUAAUAAAGAGGUUCAACUUCCACAAAUACGACAACAUUCGUUACGCGAGCCACAAGAAGGACCCCCGCCGGUACAAGUUCGAGUCCACUGGCCUCAGCAUCGUCAACCUGCUGUUCUCAGCCGCUAGCGGAGACCUUAGCGCCCUUCGAAGGCACCACCUAUCCGGCAUGGACAUGACGUUAUCAGACUACGACGGACGCACCGCCCUUCACCUAGCUGCUGCCGAGGGUCAUCUGGCCUGCGUCGAGUUCCUACUAGCCCAGUGCUGCGUGCCCUACGACCCACAGGAUCGCUGGGGCAGCAGACCCCUUAACGAAGCCGAGACCUUCGGCCACGCAGCCGUAGUCCAGUACCUUAAAGAGUGGGAAGCAACCCACCCAUCAAAUAAAGAACCAACCCCAACCAACUCCGCCGUCGACGAAAUACUCCACGGCAAAACGAAAGCAGAAGACGAUAACAAAGAUCCUAGCAUACAGGAGAUCGUUUCUAGGAACGGAGACAAAAUAAAUUAAGUGGAUCGUUCAUUUUCAUAGAGUCUCAUUGUUUUAGAAUAAUUUGAGGGUAUCUCUUACUAAGUAGCAUUUGAGCCUGUGCCACAU